Aspergillus campestris IBT 28561 is the source of this 2286-nucleotide messenger RNA. RefSeq names its product putative AT DNA binding protein. The coding region runs from base 266 to 2149 and encodes 627 amino acids. The record is from RefSeq and is a predicted model, not a curated record. The transcript has a single exon. NCBI's taxonomy places the organism in Eukaryota, Fungi, Ascomycota, Eurotiomycetes, Eurotiales, Aspergillaceae.
UGGGAAUACUCUUCGGCAUCCCCACGGAAGGAAGAGCUCUCGAAAGGCGAGGAUGUCUCUACGAGACCAAGAUCUGGAGCUGGAGGCAUCCAGAAGACGCUUAGAACUUGUUUUCAGCGACCUUCAUCCUGAUUCACAAGAAGAGCUGCAGGCCGGCUUGAACUUUGGACAGGAGCUGGUCAAGUUACGGAGACGAGUUGAAUCAGCGACAGAUGCACGACUCAAUACAGCAAAAUCCAGGAAAAGCAAGUCGACGGAGAAAGCCAUGUCGCAUAAUUCGGGAACGACACCUCAGCGAGCGGACGCGGCUUACGAAUACCACAACUCCCCAAGCCCCGAAAUGAAACGGCGGAUGGCAGAGUGGCAACGGGAGAGGGAGGCUAUCAGCAGGGAGAUUGAGUUGGCUAACUCGAGCCAAGUCAUUGUUCUUGAUAGCGACUAUCCUGCUCCAACAAGCCCGAAUGGUGACGUGGAGGAUGCCUAUACAUCGUGGAAUGACCAAGAACAGGAGUACGAUGUGGAAAAGACGCCUCGAUCAGAUGCUGUCCCAGAAAUGCGACAACAGCCUGAUUUUCAGGAUGAUUACGAGGAUGAUGCGGAAUUGCGACAACAGCCCGAUUUUCAGGAUGAUUAUGAGGAUGAUGCGGAAUCGCGACAACAGCUCGAUUUCCAGGAUGAUUACGAAGAGGAUGAUGAUGGCUCUGAAGACAUCUGGCAGCAAGAAGCCCAGGACCAUAGCAUGGAGGCUGGCCGCUCCUCUCCUAUGCCCGACGAUGCCGCCAACGACAUGCGUCCCGAACCCGAGUCGAGCCCCCAGCGGGCUGGAUCCACUGCUGACAGCCCUGCGAUGUUUUCGCGCUCCCACUGGGCCCACGAGCGAGAAAAGCUCCCAAACCUGGGUCCGUCCCGGGUGCGACAGCUGCGAGAGCAAGAGGUCGACGUCUCCGCUUUGCUCCGUGUAGAGAACACGCCCAACCGGUCCCGAUAUUAUUACGGGAAAAGCAGUCCCGUUACCUCUACACGCGGGCCAUCUUCCGCCCAGUCUCGCAACACAGCAACGCCUCAUUGGGCCCGAGACGAAGUGGACGACUAUCUGCCUGAGCAAAACCAGUCCGACGGAUACUUCGUGUCUAGCCCGCAUAGAAGCUCGGACGACGAGGCGUUUCAGAUCGACCCGACUACCCGACACGAGCAAAGCCUACAGUACGCCAAUCUGCAAGGCGACGAAGACGGAAACAGCAGUAUUUCAGGUGCCGCGGUAUCCGAGGGACGAUCGCCCCACGAGACGUCCAACGUGCAUUCUACGCCAUCGCGUCCAAUCGAACGCGAUAACCAGGCAUCUACAUGGUUCCAAAAGAUCAGUAGUCUCACACCAGGAUGGUUGAAAGCUCCUGUGCGGAAAUCAUUUGCACAUCCCGAGUCUCCUCUCGCUAGAGAAGUCCCUAUUGAAGAGGAAGAGGAAGAGGAUGAGGUGUCUGAAGCUAAUCCACCUUCUCACGACGAGAUAGAUGAUGAAGAGGUGGAUGAUGAAGAGGAGAUAGAGCCAGUAGACACACCGAAACCCAUUCCGCAAACCACACGAUCACCCCCCUCGCGGCGAAGCCUUUCUCACAAGCGCUCCAGCCAGGUCAUUGAAGAGCCACAACCUAUCGCAUCCAGAGAAACAACACUGAAACCCACCCGGCCAACCACACGAUCGCCCCCCUCGCGGCAAAGCCUAUCCCGAAGACGCUCUAGCCAGGUCAUCGAAGAGCCACAACCCGUCACAACCAAAGAAAUAAGCGGCGAAGCCUACGAACGGCAGCUUCCACUAUCCGUCUCGGGCUACUUCUCCAACGACCACUACAAUUUCCUUCGGCGCCUCUACCGCCUAGCAAAACAGCACCCAGAGCGAUUCCCUUACUUCUCCGCGCCCGGACGCCCGGACAUCAUAGGCGACUGGAUCUGGACGUCGAGCGGGGCGCACGGAGUGCCCGUCACGGAGCGCCAGUUUGCUGUCAUCGACCGGUUUGUGCAGGAGCUGGCCAAGGCUGACCUGCAGGCUGGGGGGACAGGUCAGAUUGGGUGGAGCGAAGCUGAGUUGCAUAGACGACUGAUUAGUGUUAUUAUUGGGGAACAAAUUAGGGGAGAUACCACGAUUGGUAUUUAGAGUUUGGGAUUUUGUUUUUGAGCGUGCAUAUCACUGGUUCAUGGGAGUUGAACUUGACUUAACUUGGCUUGUUGUAUGUACCUACAUGUUUUGCCUUACAUUUUGCUAGCUGGAUAAGGGAGCGAGUGAUAUUAGCA